Molecule: messenger RNA, 906 nt
Organism: Cylindrotheca closterium
Lineage: Eukaryota; Bacillariophyta; Bacillariophyceae; Bacillariales; Bacillariaceae
Source: the annotation of a GenBank genome assembly
AUGACAUCCAACAUGAUCAAGCCACAAGUCCAAUGUAUCUUCCAUGAUGCUACUUCGACCUGUACCUACAUCGUCAAGGAUCCUACAUCCAAGCAUGCCUGCAUCAUCGAUCCCGUCAUGGACUUUGAUCCUGCUGCCGUUCGCACCUCCCAAAAACACAACGAAGCGGUCGCUUCUUAUUGUGAAAUGGAAGACCUUCAAGUCGAUUACAUUAUUGAAACUCAUGUGCAUGCGGAUCACAUGACAGGAGCUGAAUUUCUUAAGAAGAAGUUUCCUCAAGCCAAGACUGCGAUUGGUGAGAAUGUCACGAAGGUCCAAGAGUUAUUCAAGGGCAUCUUCAACUUGCAUACCAAGGGCGACAACUUCGAACCUGAUGGAACUCAAUUCGAGUUGCUUUUGCAGGAUGAACAAGAGCUCGACUUGGGCAGCCUCAAAAUCAAGAUCUUGUACACACCUGGUCACACUCCAGCUUGUGUUUCCUUGGUGAUUGGUGAUGCUGUUUUCACUGGAGACACACUUUUCAUGCCUGAUAUGGGAACCGCCCGUUGUGAUUUCCCGGCUGGAUCUGUCGAAAACCUUUACAACAGUAUUCAAAAAUUGUAUGAACUUCCCGACGACACCCGAGUAUUCGUCGGUCACGACUAUGCUCCAGGCGGUCGUGAGUUUGCUUGGGAAACAACCAUUGGUCAAUCUAAGGAAUUCAACAAACAGAUCAAGGCCAACACUCCAUUGGAAGAAUUUUCGGAAUUUCGCAAGGCCCGUGAUGCCAGUCUUAAUCCACCUCGCUUGAUUCUUCCAUCUCUCCAAAUUAACUUGAGAAAUGGAGCUUUGCCACCAAAAGAGUCCAAUGGGAUUUCUUACUUGAAACUACCUCUGAAUGUCUUGGGCAAAGAUGAUCAUGCCUAA